Molecule: messenger RNA, 2133 nt
Organism: Ascochyta rabiei
Lineage: Eukaryota; Fungi; Ascomycota; Dothideomycetes; Pleosporales; Didymellaceae
Exons: 1
Coding region: 1-2133 (710 amino acids)
Cellular component (GO): nucleus
Molecular function (GO): histone binding; protein heterodimerization activity
Source: RefSeq, a predicted model, not a curated record
AUGGAGCCUCCGGCGAAGCGACUGCGCAUUCUCCAGUCCGUCGACGUGGACGAGACGAACCCCGACUACAUCGCAGCGAAGCAAAAGCAACAGCUGAAGUUCAAGGGCAGGCUCGAGUCGCUGUUCGCCAAGUACGAAGGCCUGCACGAAUCCAUGAGCGACGAGAUCGACUUCAGGACCGGCAAGCUGGUCGUGGACAGGGGCCAUCUGCGGAGGCUCCACCGGCAAAUCGAGCGCAAAGAGCCCACACUGCUCGACAGUCUUCUGGAGCCUGGGCUGGACAAGGAGGACGCAUCGGAGAAAGAGGAGGAGCAAGCCGAGUCAGACGAUGAAUUGGCGCCUACGCAAGCCCCCAAAAGAAAGAACGACACUGCCCGAGAUCAAUCGAGCGUUGCGCAACCUGCAAGGCAGCUUGGUGCCGAGCCGGUUACAUCGCCUUCGCACACUGUGCCCACAGAAGCAGUCCAAGCGAAUGCGCUCCAACUGCCAAACACACCGAACCCAGCAGCGAGCCUACUGCAGCAUGUUCACUUCCCUCAAACACCGCUUGGUCAACAGGCGCAGGCAGCCUUCUAUGCCAACCUGAACCAGACGAUUGCGCAGGCUGUGCAACACGCUGUUGCUCCAUUGCUGUCCAGUCUCUUCCAAAUCACACCAAACGUACCACUCGCGCAAGCUCCCGUGUUCCCAGUGCCAUCUCCAUACAUAUCAGGCACUGACAACGUGAGACCAGCAACGGACCCAAAAUGGUACUUUCCACCCAUGUCGGUUGCGAAGGAGGCGCAACAGACCAUCGAGCAAAGAUCGUCACCACCCGUGAUGGACAAGCCAUUGCCAGAAAUUACAAACCGAGUCGAGGCCAGCUCUCCCCUCGUCCACCGUCGAAGAAGUCCCAAAGUUCAUGUUCAUAUUCAACGAAACCUUACACCCAAGAAAAGACUCAAUCCAACUACCAGCCCACAACUAAAUCUCAACAGUGCGCGAGAGGAUUCUUUGCCUGUGUUGGAUAGCAACAAUGACUCGAACCCCGGCGUAGAAUCCCCAAUCAUACUGCCGAGCAAAGUUCGUUUUUCAAAGUAUCAGUUUAGUGAAGAGGAUGACGUAUAUAUUAGUCGGAAAAGGGCCUUGCACAACCUGUCCUUUCCAGAGAUCAAAGCAGGCAGAGAGAAGUGGUCAAGCUGGCCCGCAAGUGCCUUGUACAACCGGUGGAUAAACCAUAUCAAGGACAGGCAGCUUCAUUUGCAAGAAACACUGAAGACAGGACGCUCACUGCACAGCUCGUCAACCCCUCCUGAGCACGAGGAGCAGUUCUUCUCGAGCAAGGAGAUUCCGGAAACAUCGUCAGCAUCACAUCACCUGCCCACACCGAGCUCUCUUGGGCAGAACGACAGCCACGUGGAGGGUGCUGUUAUACCACCGAGUUCACACUUCGACGACGAUGAACUCGAACUGCUCUCUCUCGCCGGGGCAGAUGUUGGCCAAGAGGUCCCCUCUGUUGGCGACUAUGAAGACGACGAUGUCUACCCUACACUCGACGAGAUCCUCCCCUCCAUCGAAGGCGCCGACUUCCGCAACGAAGACGAACUGCAACUCGAGAUGCUCAAAACGGAAGAAUCCGAGACCGAAGAACGAGUCCCACAGAAAGCGCUACCCAGCACAAUCCCCGAAACCCAAGAUUCCAUCGUCAUCGCCUCUUCUCCGAGCUACAAACGCCAGACAACACACAAGCAGAAGCCCAAGCCCAAGCCCCUCCGCACAUACCGCGCCAUGUCGGAUUCGGAAUCCGACCUCGAUCUCAUCGGCGCCAGCGACGGUCCCACACCCACCACACCGCGCAUCACCAUCAAGCGCGAAUCCCUCACCCCGCAAGCAAGCAAAUUCCUCUGCAGCUCGCCCGCCUUCAAGACGCCACACGCCAUACCGCAGUCGUCGCGACUGGUAUCCUCGGGCGCAAAAUCGACGGGAAAACUAGAUCGCAGAGCCUAUCUCAAGGAGGUCAAGCAAUCGUGGACCAAGAAGACGCCGGGCGCAAAGGGACUGCAGAAUAAGAGGAGGAGUCUUAAUUUGCAGCCGCCUGCGCACAGGAGGCGCUGGGCUGAGGUGGAGGACAGCGACGAUGAACUCGCGGCAUGA